Penicillium daleae is the source of this 1614-nucleotide messenger RNA. Its product is annotated as putative MFS maltose transporter. Gene Ontology annotation, cellular component: membrane. The transcript is spliced from 4 exons. Gene Ontology annotation, biological process: transmembrane transport; carbohydrate transport. Lineage: Eukaryota; Fungi; Ascomycota; Eurotiomycetes; Eurotiales; Aspergillaceae. The coding region runs from base 1 to 1614 and encodes 537 amino acids. The record is from RefSeq and is a predicted model, not a curated record. Gene Ontology annotation, molecular function: carbohydrate:proton symporter activity.
AUGACUAGCGACACCCCAGAGAAGCAGACCUCAGCGGAGGAGGUCGAGGCGCAGCCUGCCUCCACGGGCGGACCUGUUUACGAUGUCGGCGAGAAGGUCGACUACGACAGAGUGGGCGCCAUCGAUGCCGAGGAGGUCGAACAUCGUAUGACUGUGCUCCAGGCUGUCAAGGCCUAUCCCGCUGCCAGCUGGUGGGCAUUCGUGAUGUCGUGCACCAUUAUCAUGGAGUCAUACUGUGUUUUCUUAAUGGGACAGUUCGUCGCCACUAAACGAUUCGCCCAGGACUUUGGUGUACUCAGCAAAACAGGCGAGUAUAUUAUCGAAGCUUCAUGGCAGUCAGCAUUCCAGUGUAGCGGGCCGGUCGGUGCCUUCAUCGGUGUAUUCAUCGCAGGUCCCAUUACCAGUUGGAUUGGAUAUCGAUGGGCAACCAUUGGCGGUCUCAUGUGCUUGAACCUCUUCAUCUUAAUCUUCUAUUUCGGCAACAGCUCGGGGAUGUUUUUCGCGUCCCAGAUCCUGGAAGGCAUCCCGUGGGGCAUUUUUAUCGCCAAUGCCCCCGCCUACUGUGCCGAAAUUGUGCCCAUGAGACUGAGAGCUCCAGCCACGCAAAUGUUGCAGAUGUUCUGGGCGAUUGGGUCGAUCAUCGUCGGCGGUAUCACUUUCCACUACCAAUCCAAGGAUGACCCGUCAGCGUACAGAGUCCCCAUUGCACUCCAGUGGCUUUUCCCUACUCCCCUCGCUAUCCUACUCUUCCUUGCGCCUGAAUCGCCCUGGUGGCUCGUACGAAAGGGCCGCCUGGCUGAGGCAGAGAAGGCUGUCAAACGCCUUGGGCGCGCGAGUGCAAAUGAUAAUCCCGCUGACGCAGUCGCAAUGAUGCGUCGUACGAUCGAACUCGAGAAGACUGAGAAGAAGCCCAGUCUCAUUGAACUGUGGAAAGGUACCGAUCGCUACCGCACAUUGAUUGUGUGCGGUGUGUACGCAUCUCAGAAUCUGACGGGCAAUCUGAUUGCUAACCAAGCGGUUUACUUUUUCAAACAGGCCGGCAUGGCUGACAACACCGCAUUUGCACUUGGUCUCAUCACUUCUGCCCUCCAGUGGAUAAUGGUCAUGCUCUCUUGGGUUCUCACCACAUACCUCGGCCGACGCACCAUCUAUGUCUAUGGUCAAUUCAUAAACUGUGCAUUCUUGAUCGCGCUCGGUAUUGCGGCUUCAGUUGGCGGUGGUAACGCGGCUAGCAAUGCGCAAGCAUCACUUGGCUUGAUCGUCUCCGUCCUGUUCUGCUUGGGACCCGCCCCUGCCUCAUGGGUCAUCAUCGGGGAGACAUCUUCCGUUCGUCUCAGGCCACUGACCACCGGUAUUGGACGCGGUGCCUACUACUUGGUCAAUAUUCCUUGCAUCUUCCUGUCCAGCUACAUGCUCAACACUGAUAAGUGGAACCUGGGCGGCAAGAGCGGCUACAUCUGGGCUGGUACCGCCUUUGUCUGCACCGCCAUGUCUUGGAUCUGGAUUCCAGAGAUGAAGCACCGGUCCUUCCGUGAGAUCGACAUUCUGUUCAAUCGUCAUGUCCCAGCUCGCAAAUGGAAGCAGACGGUCGUCGAUAUCCGCGACGAUGAGUAG